Molecule: messenger RNA, 1278 nt
Organism: Podospora anserina S mat+
Lineage: Eukaryota; Fungi; Ascomycota; Sordariomycetes; Sordariales; Podosporaceae
Exons: 4
Coding region: 1-1278 (425 amino acids)
Biological process (GO): protein refolding
Cellular component (GO): cytoplasm
Molecular function (GO): Hsp70 protein binding
Source: RefSeq, a predicted model, not a curated record
AUGGACGGCAAAGAAGAAGAUGUUGAUCUCUACGCUCUCCUCGGCGUAGACAAGUCUGCCAGCCCAAAUGAUAUCAAGAAGGCCUAUCGAAAGUUGGCCCUGCUACACCAUCCCGACAAGGUCUCCGAAGACAAGCGUGUCGAGUCCGAGGCCAAGUUCAAGGCCAUCACACAAGCCUACGAGAUUCUUCGCGAUGACGAGAAGCGCGAACUCUACGAUACCCAUGGCAUGGCUGCCUUUGACCCAUCAAGAGGCGGCGGCCCGGGCGGUCCGGGCAUGGACAUGAACGACAUCCUUUCCCAGAUGUUCGGCAUGGGCGGUAUGGGUGGCAUGCCCGGCGGUGGCCGUGGUAUGCCCAGACGUCCCAGACGCAGCCCCGACGAAGAGCAGGCCUACAAGGUGACGCUGGAAGAACUUUAUAAGGGGAAGACUGUCAAGUUCGCCGCCGAGAAGCAGGUUGUGUGCAGCCAGUGCAAGGGCAGCGGUGCGAAGGAGAAGGUUGCGCCAAAUCCAUGCGAGAAGUGCCGCGGUCAGGGUGUCAGAGAGAUUCUCCGCCCAUUCGGCCCAGGUCUCGCUCGUCAAGAAAUUAUUCGUUGCGACCACUGCGAGGGCUCGGGCAACUACUACAAGGAGAAGGACAGGUGCAAGAAGUGCAAGGGCAAGCGGACUCUCAAGGAGAAGAAGGCACUGGAGCUCUACAUCGACCGUGGCUCCAUGCAAGGAGACCGCAUCGUGCUCCAAGGCGAGGCAGACCAAUUGCCAGACCAAACCCCCGGCGAUUUGAUCUUCCACCUUGUCGAGGAGCCCCAUGACGUCUUCACCCGUAUCGGUCACGAUCUCUCGGCCGACCUCAAUGUCACGCUUGCUGAGGCUCUCACCGGCUUCUCUCGCGUUGUGGUCAAGCACCUUGAUGGCAGAGGUAUUCACAUCAACUACCCUCGCGGCAAGGUCCUCCGCCCCGGCCAGGUUCUCAAGGUCGAGGGCGAGGGCAUGCCUCACAAGCGCGGUGAGGCCAAGGGUGACCUGUACCUUGUUGUCAAGAUUGAGUUCCCCAAGGACGGCUGGCUCGAGAGUGAUGACGACCACGAGGCGCUGAAGAAGCUUCUCCCUCCUCCAGGACCCCCUAUUGCUGCUGACGAAAUUGAUGACGUCGAAUUCACGGACAAUGCGGACAUUGAAGAGAUGGGCGCACACCAAGGAGACCCCAGAUACAGCGGUGGGGAGUGGGAGGAAGACGAGGAUGACGGUGAGGGCGGCCCCCAGUGCGCUACCCAGUAA